This is a messenger RNA of Pseudomyrmex gracilis, 5933 nucleotides long. RefSeq lists its product as uncharacterized. The record is from RefSeq and is a predicted model, not a curated record. The transcript has 6 exons. NCBI's taxonomy places the organism in Eukaryota, Metazoa, Arthropoda, Insecta, Hymenoptera, Formicidae. The coding region runs from base 343 to 5070 and encodes 1575 amino acids. Gene Ontology annotation, molecular function: protein binding.
GCCGUUACGUUGCAUUUCGGUCUGCGUGUGACCGCACUUUCACAAAAUCGAUAAUAGAGCGAGGAAUAGAAGAGGAAGUUAGAUGAAUUCCAUUCAGCGCAGCUGAUAUAUAGCGGCCACAUUCAUCCGGCUUAGAUAAACGACUAUCACUAUAAGAUCAAAUAGGAAUUUUUUUUUUUUUUAAAUAACGUUAUUUUAAUUCUGUUACAUUUAACGUGCGAUGCAUUUCGCUUGCGAUACGUAUCAUUACGGCGGCAUUAUGGCCUCAAACAAAAGCUGCUAACAUCGACUCAAAGAGACGUCGGAGAAUUCACAGUUUUGAUCCGGAGGAUCAAACAGAUCAUGCGUCCGACGGCCGCGCGAUCAAAUCGAUCAUCAUUCUUACAUCAUUCCCGACCAUCUCCGAUUCCAGCUCCGUCAACAACGUCCGUUUGCCAUCAGCAGCAGCAGCAACAAAUGCUAUACGCCCCUAUCAGUAACCUAAUGAUGACUCUUCAGCCAUGUGGAACAGCGCUUCAUUCUUCCUGUGUUUAUCCGAGCGUUCAGCCUCAUCUCGCUUUACCGAAUUCCGUUCCUCUGCAUUAUCACCAAGGUAAAAAUAAUCGAUGGCAUUCCAAGAACAAGCUGUCUCGCAAUCAGCAAUAUUGCCAACAGCAGCAGCAGCAACAACAGCUUUCGUACAACUCGAAACCCAUGAGGUUCUUUGAUCAACAACCGUCUUCCAGCGUCGCCCCGUCGAUCUCACCGUCAGCCACGUCCUUCUUAGUAGCCUCUUCCACGUUCGCUCAUGCUGGACCAUUGCCCAGCGAGCACUACAACAAUAGUUCCGGGAUCACGCACAUGUUGCCGCAAUCUUUCAAGUCGCCGGACGUGCAGAGCUUCUGUUUCGUUCAGGAUCGGCAAAACGCUCAGCAGCAGCAACAACUACCGAUGCAAGCUUCCUACUACAAUAUCUCAGCCACGAACACCUGCAGCCUACAGACCGUCAACGCCAACUCGUCCUUUCCGCUCUCCAACCUCGCGCCUUACACCAACCUGACAACCUUCAGCAGCAACAAUCAGUUCCCGACGCAGUCCUCGCCGCUCUUCUCGAAUACGCCCGUUAAUUUUGUCGUCGGUUCAACGUGUACGGACAAAUCCGCGCCGUUGCCCACGUUGGAAAUGUUGCCGUUCAAGCAGAACGUGAACAAGAUAUCGAGCGUCUGCGAGUCCCGAAUUGCUCCGAUCAGUAACAACUUGGAAAAUUCCAACGAUUGGCCGUCUCAGAUCGAGGCGUCCUCCAAAAAUUCGUACGACGCGCUAAUCGCGGGCAACAACAAGAUUACCGAGUCGACCGACUGUGUAUUGCAAAAACCUGUUUCGGUACCCACGAAGAUCGACGAAGAACAUUAUUCCGACGAAUCCUCGGCCAGCUUCGAUUUCACCAUCGAGGCAGAAAAAAUGGUUUCCGCUUUGUGCAAUACCACGUCCUCGAACGAUUUAGGUAAGGAGGAAUCGAAACCCGCCAACAAAACCGACACAGCGCCUUUAUUUAGCGGCGCGGGUGACAACAUGCCCAGCAACAAGACGAGUAGUUGGUUCACCGAUUUGUGUCCCGAAUACGAAAACGGGAUGUCGAUAGGCGUCCAGACCGACAGUUCGUGCAUCGACAGAUCGCAAUAUCCAGAACUGAUUCGAAAGACAGCGUACUGGGGAUGCACGGAGGCUGAGACGUUGCUUGCUUGCGACGGAACGCACGCGGACUCCAAGCGAAGUUGGUUAACGUGUUUGUCAUCCGCCACGAGGACAGCGAUCACAAAGUCUUCGACCUGCAUUCCGGUUUUCGCGGGCGAUCAGGUUUUCACGAGUGAUCUCGUGAACGCUCUUCUGCGCAUCAGCAACGGAUGGCUCAGCCUCGACAAUUACCUGAACAAGCAACAUUUUCCCAAUUUGCUGGACAGACUGGAUCCCGAAUUGAUCGUGUGCUUUCACACGUGGGAAGAGAACACGUGCGAAUUACUGAAGCAAAUAGUGAAGACCUUCCAGAAAUUCGGAGAAAACACCGAGGCGACGGAUCAGAAGCGCAACGCAACCUGCGAAUCGUCCUCAUUUCCGGGCGACGUGUCGCUCUAUACGAACUGCGAUCUCUUCUUCCAGUUGCCGUCGUUUAGUUCUCAGCAAAACGCGGUUGGGAAAUCGUCUGCUCAGGAAAAUGCGCGGGGUGCGACUUCGGCGCCGCUAUCGACGAGUAGUUUGCGUAAUUUUCAAUACAACUCCGGUCAGCAGGAAAGCAAAUUACGAAGCAAGUGGACGAUCACGGAGAACCUGUCGUCCGCGAUUAACACCACGAAGUCCGUGCCGAACGUAUCCACGUGUCACACUGACGUAGGCGGUCUGACAGGCAGUAAACUUCGCACGAAAGACGCGUCCUCGUUCAGGAAAGUGGAUUCGACUCACAAAUCGCUCAACGCCGAGUUUUGUCAGCUGAGAAACAAAGUGAUGGAAAGCAACGCGGACGCGACGAAGGACAGAAGACACAACUACACGUCGGAAAAUAAGCUUUCAUCUUCCGCGUUGAAUAACACGGAGUCCAUUCGACUUCAACAUUCAGCGGUGAACACUCCUGUCAAUUACAGCGGACUGUAUGCGGAAAACUGUUUGUCCUUCACGUUUCCUCUGUCCGGUAAUCCGGAGUCUUCUUAUUCCGCGUCCAAUCCGGGAGUUCUGACGUACGGAAGAUCCGGUUAUUCGCCUUCGGUUUCCUAUCCGACUGCCGACGUCAACUCGAGGAGCAAACGAAAUUGCGAGCAAACGUGCGGGAGCGCCAAGAGCGCGAAUUCGACAAUUUACAGACCGCACACGAUCGAUCACGUGGAACUGCCGGCUGUGCCGAGAAAUAAGGUGACUCUGCUCAGUCAGAUAGAGCCGAGAACGUUCGACAAGGAGUCCGAGGAAAUGGCGGCCAAUCUGUCGGCCUGGUUUGCCAGCAUGCGAAACACCCAGCUUCCAGCGACCGUCGUGCCUACCUUCGACGAGCCGAUAAUGAACGAUAACUCGGCGCCGCGACUGUUUAUCCAGCAGGAUGUGCCGAAGUAUUCGAGUUUGGGCGUGUCCAAACAGAUCGACGCGAAUCGUCAGUUUCAAGCGCUGCAAAAUCUGCCGAACAUCCAGAGCACGCCGUGGGUCGCCGACAAUUUCGUCGGCAAUCGUUUUCAGACGCAGCAGCAGCAGCAGAUACCGGAAGAGUACGACAGUUCCGAGGACGUGCGGGUGUACAUGAAGCCGGGAAGCUACAACGUGCCGAAGAAGCGCCAUCAGAGAAGACCGAAUCGUCGAUCGGAUAAUAACGCGACGUCCCGUAACAAUUAUCACAGUACGUGCGGCAAUAAGGGAAAGAACAUACCGAUACCCGCGUCAUUGACGCCUUUGUCGCACAACGAACCGAUCACGAACAUCGGCAACGCCACGCUGAUAAAAACCUCGUUCCCGCCAGCCUCGCAGUUGCCUACGCCAAUGUUCAAUCUCGAGAACUCGCCUAGAAUCUUGAAACGCGUGGAAUCGCAAGACACUCGUCAAGACGUGACCUGGAAAGCGGCGUGCGCCUCAGCCGAAAUACUCUUGGAAGCUCUUAACGUGAAGGACUGCGUCAAUAAGACGUCCAAGACGAUCAAUUGCAGCGACAGCGCCGAGAAAGACGACAAGAUCGAGAACGUUAAUAAAACGUUACCGACGACGUUGCAAGACGAUUCGAUCAAGCACGAGAACGUCGACUGCGCCACGUCCUACGAAGCCUCGGAGGACGACUCGGGAUCCACGAGCAGAUUGUCGCCCAGCACGAGCGUCAUAUCGAUGUCCCAGUCGCGCGAGGAUGAAAACGCAUGUUCAACAGCUCUCAGUAUCAGGACCAACGUGAAAACGGACUCCUGGCUAAUCAGAACUCUCAAUAAUGCGAGCGUCGUCAGCAAACGAUGCAAGGACGACGCGGACGGACGGAGCUCGGAAUCUUCGAACAGUUCGGAGACCGCCGACGUGAAACCGGAUCGGCUCGCGUCGUCGCUGAUUACGGACGAAGAUACGAGAACUUCUACCACGACAAUCGUCGACAGCGAAUACCCGGCGAUUUUGUCUCGCAAGCGCGUCUCGAAUUUGUUCGCGAAAAGCGGCGGCGAAACGCCGACCAAGGAAUCGGAAAGGUACGUCGGAAGAGCCACGUACUCCGAAACGGUGCGAAGAUCCGUGAAGUCGAACAAUACGCACAGCGACAGAAAGGAGUCCUGUAAGUACACAACCGGUUUGUCGAUGGCCACCGUGAUGCCGAUUCCCGGUCGCAAGAAUCCGAGAAAGGACUCCGAAUACUCGUAUCAACUUCUGCAAAAGUCAAGAAAAUCGACCGACAGAAAAGCGGCGAGAAUCACGGACGGCAGCGACGUUCAAGUGGAUGAGGGACCGUCCGCGAAAAUCAGCAGCGGUGUCCGACCCAAUAGCGUGACGUUGAAAACGGCCACCAAAACCCAUGGGAAAAAGAAGGAUCUGGAAGCAGCGGAGAGCAAAUGCGCCGGUAAAUCGGGUGAUCGCGGCUGGUCGGUGUGGUACAGUUCGAGAAAAAAACAGAGUCUCAGUCCUCUGGCGCUCAGCAAACUCGAAACGAUUCAUCAGACCGUCUGGCAGAUGGACGAAGCGAAGAUCUUCCGCUACCCGCUGUCGCGCGAAAACAAGGAGCGUCCAUCCGCGGAAAUAACGGAGGAUUACUGCAAGCUUGUUAAAAACCCGAUGUUUCUCGAAAUCGUCGAGUACAAGCUGAAGAACCGAAUUUAUCACAAGGUCGAACAAGCUGUGAUAGAUUUUCGUCGAAUUAUUCACAACGCGAGAUUGUGUCACCAGCACGAUGAUGAGCGAACAAGGAAGAUCGAGGUGCUGUCGAAGAGGCUGGAAGACUUGCUCGAGGAGCACUUCGGCAAUUGGAACUUGGACGGUGUUACUCCGCGAGAAGACUCACCGGUGCAAUUGCGAUUUACAACGACCGGACAGAAAUUGAUCGCGGGACAUUGCGACGGCACGAAGAAGUCCACGGAGAAUUCCCCGCUCCAUUGAUACGUUGCUUCUCUCGUCGAAAUAAAAAGAAAAUCGUCCAAAUCAUCGAAUCGAAGUAGCGCAUUCUAACGAUGAACAACAAAAAAAAAAAAAAAAAAACAAACAAAACUAGCAUUAUCGCGUCACACGUUGAUAGGACAUUUGUAUAUGUAAUAAUUUUCUCUAGUCACGAGCUAUUUUGUACACACACGAUUGACAAUAUCGUAGAUUUCUCGAUACCCCGCAGAUGUAAAACUCUUCAAUAAUUUUUUUUUUUUUCUCUUGUCUCGAUAAUCGAACAGACAGGAUUUGGAGGAUUUCAUUUUAAGUUUAUGCGUGUGAAAACAAAAGCGAUUGAAUUACCAUUCUAAUUUCAUAGCGAUAUCUCUCUCUCUCUCUCUCUCUCACUGCGAGAAACUGUAACAAAGUAUCGUCAUAGAGAUUCUUCCACUUCUGUAAAAACAAAACGAAACAAAAACAAAAACGAAAACAAUAGUGCGCGAUAGUGACGCAAGUAUCGACGUGCAAUGUAAUUUUUCACGUUUAUUGUUACAACUAUAUUAAUAACGAAAGCCAAUUUCGAUUCAUUUCGUCUUCGAUGCUCUUGUUUGAGAGGUGUCGUUUUUAGAACAGAGUGAUACUAAUCAUGAAAUACAUUAAACUGAUCGUCUUAUCGUCUUGCGUUUUGAAUUUAUAUACGCGUCUCUAAGACUGUCGAGUGCAAGAUCGAUUCGUUAAAUUACGCACACGCCACGCGGAAAGAGAACAGAGCUUCCAUCUUCUCAAAGAAAAAGAAACGAGUCUCUGGUGCAUUCCGAGGAGAAAAGAAAUUCUCGCGAGAGAAUUUCAAGAGUUAGCGCGCACGUGCGUCGCUCUCUCGCGGA